AUGGCGAUGCACGCUCUCACGUGCGAAGAGCAACCACGCUUCUCCGUCUCCGUCGUCGUCGUCGUCGUCGUCGUCUUUCUUGCCAAACCUAAACGCAAACACUAUUGCCUUAUACCAUGCGCACCCUUCGUCAUGUGGCGCCACGUAAACUACUCGCCAAUGGAACCGCGCCACGUAACCCAAGGACACGCGCUGCGCACCGGCGCGCAGUUUAUAGCAGUCGAGAACCGCGGGUUUUCUUUUCUCAAAGAAUAA
This is a messenger RNA of Sphenostylis stenocarpa, 255 nucleotides long. NCBI's taxonomy places the organism in Eukaryota, Viridiplantae, Streptophyta, Magnoliopsida, Fabales, Fabaceae. The record is from the annotation of a GenBank genome assembly.